Molecule: messenger RNA, 4213 nt
Organism: Notolabrus celidotus (New Zealand spotty)
Lineage: Eukaryota; Metazoa; Chordata; Actinopteri; Labriformes; Labridae
Gene: ngfb
Product: nerve growth factor b (beta polypeptide)
Exons: 3
Coding region: 935-1543 (202 amino acids)
Biological process (GO): regulation of neuron differentiation; memory; negative regulation of neuron apoptotic process
Molecular function (GO): growth factor activity; nerve growth factor receptor binding
Source: RefSeq, a predicted model, not a curated record
CCCAUCCUGCAUUUAAAAAGGUCCCAGGUUUAAAGCUGCUGACAGCCAGAGACCUCCGUUGUUGAGAUGCCAUAAAGAAGAAACACUUCCUGUGCCAGUGCAGAUUCUUUACAGGAGUGCACUGGUGUCAUGUAGAUUUACUGUCCAGUUACUUCUAUUUAUGUCUAAAUGACGUUCCUUUCCUUUUUUACGAGUGUGCCAUGACCUACUGACUGACUUCUUUGAUUUCUUCAGCACGGCUGUGUUGUCACUACCUGCAGAGAUACCUUAGCUUUCGAAGCCGUUGUUUCUGUGUGGAUGUCAGGUGAUUGACACUAAGUGAGGUGUACCAUAACACACUUUCUGAAUCUUAAGUACACUAGAGCGCGGUGACAGAACGAUGAAACAAAUGACAAAACACAAUCACGCCUCCUGUUUUACGGUGAUGGAUUAUCUUGCUCAGAUAGCUGCUGUGUUUUAUCACAACACAAAAGAGAAUCAUGGGAGGAAAUCACACAGGGAAAUGUGAUACAGAGACAAAGUAGAUGAUGAACUGCGAUAUCCUGAUAUUAAAAAUGUUAUGAGGUAUGUCACAUAUUCUGACUCCUCUGGUGUGUUUACGAAGCGUCAUACACAGAAUUCCUGGAUGAUCUGGUUUCGCCUUUUUCCUAAAUAAUCGUUAAACUAGAAACGUCUUGUGGUAUAUCUGUCUUUAAUGAUACAGGAGUGUUGAAGCCUCACAGAGUUUCCACCGUAGAUAACCUACAUUCUGCAGGUCUGCUGCCUUAUGUCGCAGGAUACGGAGCGGAGGCAGAGCAGGGCAGAGGGGUGCUGGAUGGGGGCCACAGCCGGGCCUGAUGGCAGGAGCCCAGACCACACAGAGCUCUAAUCACGUCCGCUAGAAGGAGCCGAGGUGCUACAGUUCACGUGGAGAGACUGAAAAGGUUGUGUGCCCAUGAGGUCGUCCAUGCUGGUCCUGCUCCUCCUCUUCAGUGCCCGGGCUGUGGCCGCCAUCGGAGGAGACUCUUGUGCAGCCACAUCGACCCAGCAGCAGGAUCAUGGCAAGAACACAAACACCAUCCCUACCGUGGACCCUAAACUCUUCACCAAGCGCCGCCACCUCUCCCCCCGGGUGCUCUUCAGCGAACAGCCUCCUGAUGCAGAACCGGCGGCAGGGUCACAAGGUCACGGCAGAAGGACCCGCAGGCGUGCAGGGCAGCCCCAGCACAGAGGGAUUUACUCUGUGUGCGAGAGCAUCAGCGUGUGGGUGGGCAACAAAACCACAGCAACAGAUAUCUUAGGCCACGAGGUGACUGUGCUGCCGAACGUGAACAUCAACAACGUCAACAAGAAGCAGUAUUUCUUUGAGACGACGUGUUACAGCGCGCGCUCCGGCAGCUCUGGCUGUUUGGGGAUCGAUGCCAAACAUUGGAACUCGUACUGCACCAACUCACACACUUUUGUCCGAGCGCUGACCUCCCAUAAGAACCUGGUGGCCUGGAGACUCAUACGCAUCAACGUGGCCUGUGUGUGUGUGCUGAGCCGCAAGUCAUGGCGGCAGUGAAGACUGUAAUACACAUCACACACACACAGAGUCACACACUCAGUACAAACUCAGACAUACUCAUCACCCUCUGCACAAAGUAAAUUAUUGGUAUAUGAAAAAGUAUCAGGACUGCAUGUAUAAACACCAGGCCUGGGUCAAACCGUCUCUGCAGCACAGAGGACAGAACAUUCAGGGCUUGUUGCCGUGUCACUCAUCAUGUAUCAGUUUAUAACAGGUUGAGCUCACAGGAAGUUUCAACAUGAUUGUAGUUUUAACUUGAGCACGUAGUCUUUUAUUAUCUUGUCUUUCAUUCAUCUGAUAAUUAGACUUUAAAGGGGAACUCCAUCAGAAAGUGUUUACAUGUCCUGAGGAGUGCUGCUGCAGGAGUGAAGAAAGUUGUUUGGCCUUUGUGGAUCCAGACGGAGCUCAAAUUGAUUACUGAACCGUCUGGAGUGAUGUCACUAUAGUCAGCAUCAGAUGGUAUGAAGCCCCUGAAGUCCCACGAAGGUGAUGAUUUUUAUCUUGUGCAUACAAGUGAGUAACUUGUGCGCACAGGAUAAUGAGUCGUUAGGUAAGUGGUUGUGCAAGCUCUGUUUUGCCAGAGAGCGGCCGCCAUAGCAUCAGCACAUAGAUCCAUAUUAUGUCUCAUAACUGCGCAGCAUUAAAGAAGUCUUAAGUCUUCCUCAGUGAAUAAAUACAGACAUCGUACAUCCUGUAUUUUUCUGAACACCUCACUUUAAUGCACAAACUGCAGAAAACUAAAUAUAUAAAACUAAAAUAUAUUCACGAGACACAGCACAGAAAUUUUAAAAGUGAACCUGGUGGUCUCUAACUCUAUGUGAUAGGCAAAUAAGUGGUUCUGAGAAGUUUGUUAAUGUGGCCAAGCACACAUGAGUGUACAUUACUAGACCAAUGUAGACAAAUGCCCCCCAGACCACCUCUAUAGGUGGACCGAGUGAUCAGAUCUCAGCCUGCGUUGAUAUGCGUUCCCUCCUGUAGUUCAGGCUCACCACUUGUAGUCUGAUGCUGGGUGCAAACAGCAUCUUUAACUCUGCACACAUCAUCCAAAGUGUCUUCAAUUGGUUUUGAAGGACAGUUGUAUUUUAUAUUUUUAAACUGAUUUCACUCUCUAACCAUGUGAUCACCCCUGCACCGGGCGGGUUAAAAUCAAAGGCAGCUUUAAACUUCUGUUUCCCCCCUUAAGGACACAAAAAAUUAAAAUAACAUGAAGUUGUUUCUUGUCAGAUAUUUAAAUAGACACUCACCUUAUUCUAAAUUAUAAAUAUUGCUUUGGCUGACAAAUUAUUCAUAAUGACCAAAGACAUGUUGUACAAUGAUAAAGCAUGCCACAGAGCCUCAACAAAGUGUAAGAUCUGUUUGAGUAGUCAGACAUCCCUUUCGAUGAGGAAUUAAUUGCAAGAAAAUGCUAAAAUAAUCACUUUGUUGUUUCUGUAGAUUUGUUUGGUAUCUCUAACAGGAUAUUAUCUGUAGACAUUGGGGCCUGGUUCCUGUGAAUCUAAACCAAACCAGUCAAGUCAAAUGCACAUCAAAAACAAGAGCUGACUGAAAUGCUUCACCCACAGAGGCAGAAUAAAACACAGAUUGUGAUGAUCACAGAGAAACGUGAUCACAAUGGAUACGGCUCAUCAUUUUAAAACACAUGUUUAAAGCGCUGUAAGAUUGAAGGUGCACGUUAAGAAGGGCUUUGAAGAAGAGCAUUGAGUUGGUACAUCUGAUGAGAGGAAGCAGCUUGUCCCGCAAACAGGAGCCUGAAACUGAGAAGGUGUGGCCGCUGUAUGCUUAGCCGAAGGACAAUCAGAGGAGACAAAAGUACAAAAUGAUGAAACUGCUCACAAAGUCCCAGCUGAUUCAGACUAUUAAUGUUUUUAAGCUAUAUUUUGAAGCAUUUUGUCUUUGGACAGCUUAAGAGAGACAGGAAAUGUAGGGAGCAGAGGGAGGUGGAAAAUAUGCAGCAAAGGAGUCAAACCGAUGACCACUGCAACAAGAACUAUUGCCUUGGCACCCCUGAAACUUGUUCUUGGGUGAAAAUAAAAUUCAGCUGUCAGACUAUCUUCUGCUUCACUGCUGAGUGAUUAAAAAUUACACUGGAACCCAAAACGUGUGUUUUAUAAUUCCACAUAAUGUUUAACCUCACCUCAGCCUCUGGAGCUGAUCAAAUUAAAGCCUCUGAUAUGAUAAACCCCAAAUCACAAGAAAUGCUUGCUCAUUCUCUACUCAAUGUUAUAUUAUCAUCAAGUCAGGAUAAGAUCCAGUCCCAUCUUACAGACAGGACUCAGUCUGAUCUCAUCUUAAUCCACCAUGAGCAGAGCACUUCGCAGCAUUUAGCAAGUUACAGUGGCAAGGACAAACUUCCUUUAACAGACAGAAACCUUGAGCAGAACCAGACUCAUGUUAGACAGCCACCUGUCUCGACUUUUGAACACAUGUAAUGGUAUUCACUAAUCUUAAACCUUAAACUGCGGCUAAGCAGAACAUCAACCCCCGAGAAUUUCAGCACCACGACACAGUCCUGUAAAUGAUCGUGUCUCCCUCUCCUCCAUUAUAUUCUCCUUCAGCACAGCUCUCUCUGAGUAGACUGAAAUACAGUUUGACCCAGGUCUGAUAUAAGCAAACUUUUGUUCAAUGUUGUUGUUGAUAUUGUUAUUUAUUAAACACUUACAUACAUGA